AUGAAAAAGUUUAUGAAACUCUUUGGCAAGUCGAAAACAAAGUCGACGGUCACUGCUGAUGAUCAAUAUUUCGAUAAGCCUGCCGCGAAAAAUGGGAAGAAGUUUGGAAUGUACGGUAACCACAGUGUUCCUGACUUCCGACAGACGUACAAACACAAAUUCCAGGAUGCUCCGCCUAUGCCAGAUGUUCCUCGCAAGCUAAAGCCAUCGCUUGCGGUUAAGCUUCCAAACGAAAUCUUGGCCAAAAUAUUCACUUAUGUCGCGCCUCAUGUUGGCAACGAAUCGCUCUACUCUGAUGAGGAAAUACUUCACUACGUCAAUGGCUGUGUCCUUUGCGAUAGUCGUGAUCUAGCUCAUAUCGCCCUGGUCUGUUUGAAAUGGUCUCGGGUCGCUCAGAUGCUACUCUACAAAAACAUUCAGUUGGAACGAGUUCAUUAUUGUGGUCGUGAAGAGCAGCUUGACGAGCUUCGCAAACGUCGCUCGAGAGUUAUCUACACCGACCCGGACACUAUCGACACUGCCGCCGAGAGGAUGGACCUCUUGAUUCGCACUUUUAGGUUGAACGACGACUUGGCUAACUACACACUCUACAUUCGACUCCAGUACAUGACCCGAGAGUCCUGCAAAAAUGUCCUGACUUCGUUGGUAAACGUCCCACUGUCCAACCUCCGCUGGAUGGACUUGCCAGACGGCUUCUACAAGGACGACCCAACAUGUCAAGCAUUGAAGGCUAUUAUGUAUCAGAAGUGCCCAGACCUGCGACGCAUGCGUUGGACAGAAGGGUCCGAAAAUGGGUUUUUGGGGCUCUCCAUUGAUAGGCCGUGGGUCAAUCUCGAGUUUAUUGAACUCUGGAAGUUGAAUGUCGAAGAAGAACAAAUCGCUGGAGUUUUGGCAACCCUCCCAAAGAUCACCUCAGUUGGUAUCCAAGAGCUACCCUGGGUCACCGGUCGUUUCUUGUCUCCAGGAGUCGCUGGAAAACGCCCAUUGCUUCCACCUCUCAACUCACUUUCCAUCUCAAAAUGUGACAAAAUCACAUACGAUUCAAUCAUCGCAUAUAUCUCUUCGCCAGCUGUCCAGCAGACUUUGGAACACCUAACGUUAAAGGAAAUCGACUUCCCACCCCAUCUUAUCUACCAAAUCCUCCAGCAGCUUCCCUACCUAAAGACGCUGCGUAUUAACGCUCCGGUCACUAGAAUUUUCCCGGCUUAUGAUCAACCACCACAUCCACCAUUGCAAAGCGCUACCCUCCGUGAACUUUCUUAUGAAAUCCGACCUGCUCAACAAUCCAAGACUCUCGCAAGCCCUGCAACGAGUUACUACGAAUAUCUCUGCGAAAGCUUACGUCUCGGCGGUCUUCCAAAACUCAAGACGCUUCAUGUGCGCGACGAGAACUUUGGGAAGAUGCUAAAGCGUGUUACGGAGACUAUGCAAACUUACGGCAAGGAUUUCCAGAUUCUACAACGACUUGAGAGUCUUACUAUUCACGCCAAGGGUUGGAAUGGGCUCGUUUGGUCGACAUUUACCUUAACGGAUCAAGGAGCCGGUGAGGAACUUGACGAGUUCGGUGCCCUUCUCGCAGCCGCAGGUGGAGGACCUCAAUCUCCUCGAUUCUUGGGACUCCCGAAUCCGAACGACGAGAAGCGACUCUCGUGGCGAGAGCGACGUGAUAAUCGAAAGAGUAGAAUGGAUCUUUGGCGAUAA
Molecule: messenger RNA, 1701 nt
Organism: Orbilia oligospora ATCC 24927
Lineage: Eukaryota; Fungi; Ascomycota; Orbiliomycetes; Orbiliales; Orbiliaceae
Exons: 1
Coding region: 1-1701 (566 amino acids)
Source: RefSeq, a predicted model, not a curated record